Messenger RNA from Drosophila bipectinata, 583 nucleotides. RefSeq names its product Cuticular protein 64Ab (gene Cpr64Ab). The record is from RefSeq and is a predicted model, not a curated record. Lineage: Eukaryota; Metazoa; Arthropoda; Insecta; Diptera; Drosophilidae. Gene Ontology annotation, cellular component: extracellular matrix.
GGCGGGUUAAAGACAGUUCCGACUGCUCAGUCCAACCAGAAACACUUUAACCCACAAAUCAGCUAUUAUCCAGCAAUAAACUUAGCUAUGGCUUUGAUCAAGAUCACCAUCAUCUGCUGCGCUCUGAUUGCCGCCAUCGAGUGCGCCCUUCUGCCGGCAGCUGUGCCCGUGGCAGGAGUUCCCAUCAACACGGAAGUGGAUCCCCAUCCCCAGUACGCCUUCGCCUACAACGUCCAGGAUGCCCUGACCGGGGAUAGCAAGAGCCAGCAGGAGGUGCGUGACGGAGAUGUGGUCAAGGGAUCGUACUCGGUGGUGGAUGCUGAUGGAUCCCUGCGCACUGUCUUCUACACCGCCGAUCCCAUCAACGGCUUCAAUGCGGUGGUGCAACGCGGUCCGGUUCCCGUGGCAGUGGCUCCCCGCCCACUGGCUGCCCCACUUUUGGGCUAAGAUCCUGAUCGGCUAGAGCUAAUAGAACUGCUGGAAUCUAGCUUGUACAUAACUUAUUAUAAUUAUCUGCUCCAUAGUCCCAUCUAAAGUCAUGAAUAAGUUUUCUAAGUCUUUAAUAAACUCAGUAAGAAAACCA